AUGUUCGGCUGUGUUUUGGCCGAAGUUGGAAGGCGGAUCUUCAGUUUAAAUACAGUUCAUACUUACUUUUUUUUUACUUUAAUAAUAUCUGGUGGUCUGAUGUGUAGAGGUUGCACAGACUUAUUUACUGGGUGGGUUGGGAUAGAGGUGAUACUUUUAUGUUUUUUUCCAAUUGUUCUGAAACACAAUAUACCUUGGCUCUCAGUGUUGGGAUGUGUGAACUACUUUAUCAUUCAGGUAAUUGGGUCUAAUGUUUAUUUUGUAAGUUCUUGCUUUAUGUCGGCAUUUGACUCAAAAUAUUGAAUAAUUCCUAUCCUGUUAGGUUUAUUCUUAAAGCUUGGGAUAUUUCCUUUCUCUUUUUGAGUACCUAAGGUGUACUCAAGCUUGGAGUGGGGUGGAUGUUUAAUAGUUUCUGUUUGGCAAAAGUAUGGCCCCCUAUUUAUUAUAGCUAAUAAUUAUUUAAAUCAGAAGUUCUGGUGACUGGUAGCACUAUCAGGGGUUUUAAGGGUUUGAAUUGGGGGAAUACUAGGCGUAACGGUAAACUCAGUUCGUGUACUUAUAGGUUGAUCCUCUGUUUGUCAUGCCGGCUGAAUAGCAAUUUUGACUUUAACAAGUGAAUGGGUUCUUCUCUUAUAUUUUUUAACCUAUGCUUUAAUUUGUACUGCUUUGUUUUCAAUAUUUGAACUGUCAGGAUUAAUAAACUUUAGGAGAUUUGGUUACUUUAGCCAAACAACUCGGGCAUGCUUAUGUUUGGGAUUACUGUCUAUAGCAGGAAUCCCUCCUCUUUCUGGGUUUUUUCUAAAGUGGGUGGGUCUCCUUAGCCUGAUUGAGUCUGGUUUUGAGUUAACUUCAUUAACUCUGAUUAUAGGGAGUGGCAUAAGUGCCCUACUGUAUAUAAACUUGGUAUUUACUCUGAGGGUUCAUAGGUGGGUCACAAGACUCUCUUACCCUGUUACCACACCUAAGUGGGAGGCAGGUGAUUAUAUUCGGAUAUUUAUCUUAAUUUUUAUGUUUCCUUUUUUAUUUUUUUUUUAUUAA
Lingula anatina is the source of this 1038-nucleotide messenger RNA. The record is from the annotation of a RefSeq genome assembly. NCBI's taxonomy places the organism in Eukaryota, Metazoa, Brachiopoda, Lingulata, Lingulida, Lingulidae.